Phytophthora sojae is the source of this 1788-nucleotide messenger RNA. RefSeq lists its product as hypothetical. Gene Ontology annotation, biological process: regulation of membrane potential; potassium ion transmembrane transport. The record is from RefSeq and is a predicted model, not a curated record. The transcript has 4 exons. Gene Ontology annotation, molecular function: voltage-gated potassium channel activity. The coding region runs from base 1 to 1788 and encodes 595 amino acids. Gene Ontology annotation, cellular component: membrane. Lineage: Eukaryota; Oomycota; Peronosporomycetes; Peronosporales; Peronosporaceae.
AUGCAGACCACCCACCGAAUGCUGCGAGAUUUGAGCGCGUUGGUGCACCGGCAACUCCAGAUCACGAUUUCGCGAAACAAGAACCGGAAUUUCAGUGAGAACUCGGCGCCGAUGGGCUAUCACAUGUAUGCUAAGGGCUCACCGCUCGGAACUAUAGGCGGGCUUGAAGCCUUGAGGCUUGUGCCACCUGAGGUACCUGACAUGGCGAAUGAUGCUAAGCGCAUAAUGAAAAUUGCGCAGUUGAGCAAGAUGCACAAGUUGGAGCAUACGCCGUCGUAUGAAGAUGACGCGGUAUCUCGUCGAUUCUCGGUCAGCUCCAUGAACUUGACUCGCAUGACGGGGACUAUGAAGAAGCGAAAGAACAAUAUGUUCGCCGAGAAACCCAACGCGGACUCGAGCGUGUCUCCAGAGGAAAUUCUAUCCGCUCGCAAUCCAGCCAGUGACAUGGAUCGCUAUACCAUUCGACACGAUUCGCCGUAUCGGAAGCUUUGGGACUCGCUCGUCCUGGUGAUGAUUUGCCUCGAUAUUGUAUUCACGCCGCUAUUUCUGGGCUUUGACUACAACUCCAAGUUUCUCGAUUUCUACAACAACUUUGAGCCUGUGGUGUUCACGAUCGACUUUUUCGUGCGGAUGUUCUCGUCCUACGUGAAUGAACACGGGGAGCUCAUUUCUGGACCCCGACGAACAGCGAUGAAUUACCUGAUGAGUGGCUGGGCAGUACCGGAUUUUCUGAGUUGGUUUCCUUUUGAAUACUUAGCGAGGUUUGAUCAUAGUGACGCGCUUGGCUUUAUGAAAAUUAUUCGCUUGGCCAAAGUGAGUAACCUCGCGUACAGGCUCCACUCUGCCAAAAAGGCGGGAUUCGUGCGAUUUAUUAUGCUACUUGGAUUGGUUCUCACUAUUGCCCACCUACUGACGUGCUACUGGAGUGCGGUGGCAGUCGAAUGGCGCACUCAUCUGGAAGAAGGUGCUUUUGUGCCGAAGUCAUUGUUUGAGGAGUACAGUCUGUGCUGGUCGCUCGUCAUUGGAUGUGUCAACGCAAGUCCCCCCGUAAUGUACUCAGCGAUCGAACUGAUAUCCGUCGCCUGCUUUAUGCUAGUGGGCAACAUUCUCCAAGCGAGCGUGUUCGGCGCUGUUGCUGCGCUAAUUUCAUCGCUUGAUGAGAGAGAGGCUGCGUACAGCAAGAAAAUCAUCACGACAUUGGAGCGUUGUCGUUUCCUCGGCAUUCCCGAAGCUCUGACGAAGCGCAUUGAAGGUUACUACGAAAAUCUUUGGAGAGAAACGAAGAACAUCAAUACCGAUGCAGACGCUUUCAUCAAUGAGCUGUCACCGGCGUUGAUCUGCGAGGUGAAGUUCCAGCUUUAUCGAGACAUGCUCAAGCGGAUUCCUUUUCUCUCCUCGAAGACGUUGGCGCCUGCUGUGAUCGAGCUGUUGAUUUUGCACUUGAGGACCGUCAUAUACAUGCAAGACGACGUCUUGAUUCGGAAAGGGGAGUUCGGGGACUGGAUGGGUUUUAUCGGGAACCAAGGAAGUGUUGGCGUGCUCGAUCCUAACUCCACUGCGUGCAAAAUCAUGUGCAUUCUUCGCAAAGGCGAUUACUUCGGCGAGAUGGCACUGCUGCAGCACACCAAGCGAUCGGCGACGACGGUGGCGCUGACGUGGGUGCAGAUCCAUGUCCUCUGUCGCCAGGACUUGGACUACGUGAAAGAGAUGUACCCAACACAGUCAGAGAUACUGGAAACCGAGAUCAGCAAGUACAAAUACAUGACAUCAGGGCUUGAGCGCUGGUAG